UGGGUGGUGGAACGCCGCCGCUCCGGCUGCCGGACUUGCUGGUUGGGGCGUCCGGGCUGUGAAGGCGUGACUGGCGGCUCCUGGGGGCCAGCGCCCUCCAUCCGGCUCCCUGUAGUCACAGCUUGCGCCCCGGAACCCGAGCGCCUCCGGCCGGGCUUGCUUAGAGAAGACGCGGUCCUCCCGGCGCUUGGGCCCCGGGCCUCCCGGCCCGCUUCCCUGUCACUGAAGAACCGCUGGACUGAGCACCUGGGAGACGAAGGCCGGAGCCUUUAGGGCCUCGGGCCCGGGGACCCGUGGAGGAUGAGCUGGCUCUUUCCUCUGACCAAGAGCGCCUCCUCCUCCGCAUCUGGGUCACCCGGUGGCCUCACCAGCCUCCAACAGCAGAAGCAGCGCCUCAUCGAGUCCCUCCGGAACUCACACUCCAGUAUAGCAGAAAUACAGAAAGAUGUGGAAUACAGGUUGCCCAUCACCGUAAACAACCUGACAAUUAACAUUAAUAUAUUGCUCCCUCCACAAUUUCCUCAGGAAAAACCAGUGAUCAGUGUUUAUCCACCAAUACGACAUCACUUAAUGGAUAAACAAGGAAUAUAUGUUACCUCUCCAUUAGUAAACAAUUUCACAAUGCACUCAGAUCUUGGAAAAAUCAUUCAGAGUCUGUUGGAUGAGUUUUGGAAGAACCCUCCAGUUUUAGCUCCUACUUCAACAGCAUUUCCAUACUUAUACAGUAACCCCAGUGGGAUGCCUCCUUAUGCUUCUCAGGGUUUUCCCUUUCUUUCUCCAUAUCCCCCACAAGAAGCUAACAGGACUAUCACUUCUUUAUCUGUUGCUGACACUAUUUCUUCUUCAACAACAAGUCAUACAACAGCCAAACCCGCUGCUCCUUCAUUUGGUGUCCUUUCAAAUCUGCCGUUACCUGUUCCCACAACAGACACUUCAGCACCGAUAAGUCAAAAUGGUUUUGGUUACAAGAUGCCAGAUGUCCCUGAUGUGUUUCCAGAACUCUCAGAAUUAAGUGUUUCACAACUUACAGAUAUGAAUGAACAAGAGGAGAUAUUGCUAGAACAGUUUCUGACUUUGCCUCAACUAAAACAAAUUAUCACUGACAAGGAUGACUUAGUAAAAAGUAUUGAGGAGCUGGCAAGAAAAAAUCUCUUGUUGGAGCCCAGCUUGGAAGCCAAAAGGCAAACUGUUUUAGAUAAGUAUGAAUUACUUACACAAAUGAAAUCUACUUUUGAAAAGAAGAUGCAAAGGCAGCAUGAACUUAGUGAGAGCUGUAGUGCGAGUGCCCUACAGGCAAGAUUGAAAGUAGCUGCACAUGAAGCUGAGGAAGAAUCUGAUAACAUUGCUGAAGAUUUCUUGGAGGGAAAAACUGAAAUAGAUGAUUUUCUCAGUAGCUUCAUGGAAAAGAGAACAAUUUGUCACUGUCGAAGAGCCAAGGAAGAGAAACUCCAGCAAGCAAUAACACUGCACAGCCAAUUUCAUGCUCCAUUAUAGAUUUUCCUGAAAACAUGUACUGCCAAGAGAGGAAUGGGACACAAAACUAAGCACCUUUUAUAUUUAUGAUUUGAAAAUUGGCAUUUCAUCACAGUGACUGAAUUCAUAGAUGUACUAUACAGAUUGUAUACAGAACUGAGACUGAUUUUAUACAGAUUAGAAUGAUUGCUAUAAUCUUUGCUUUGAGAAAUUUUUCUGCACUGUUUGCACUACAAGUGUUAACUUAUUGUUGAUCACUCCUAUCAUAUUUAAGUUCCACUGCUGUUCUCUCUUACUAUUGAUUAAAUACCUAUGCAUGUAAUUUUAGCUGGUUUCAAUAUUUUAUACUACUACUUCAUUUAAAUUUAUAUUUUUAAUUUAAAAUGAUUUCAUUUCUUUAUCAAGAAUGGUUCAGAUUUUAUCCUCUUAACCUUUUCUGAAAAUUACCAUUUUCACUGUUAACAGACUUAUUUUUCCUUUCUUUUUGGAUGGUAAGACUUUGAAAAAACAAUUUGUUUUGAACUGUUAGUGUCAGGAAACACCAAACCUGACAAUGUCCCAUCUCAAGAAAGUAACUUUUAAUUCUUAAAAUAAAUCAAAAGAAUAAACCAGCUGCUCUUCUAUAUUGCUUAGUUUUUUAAGUUAAAGACACAUUAUAAAAGAAGCAAUAAAGGUAAAUUAAUAUUUUGCUUAAUAGAAAAUAUUUGCCUUAAAUUAGUCCAACAUAAAUAUUCAUACUAGUUUAUUAUAUAAGUAGCUGAUGGGUUUGUGGUUGGAUAAGGUAUAUGCUAAAUUCCUAAUGUUAAAGUCAAAAACAAUCCUUUUGUUAAUAAAUAGUAAAUCUAGACACAAAAGCAUCAGUGAAUUUUUCUAACCUUUACUCUUAGUGUUCAUAAGAGGAGAGCUUUGGUAAUAAAUUUAAUAUUUAUUUUUUAGGCAGUCUAGUUUUAACUGAAUUUUCUCUUUAACGUGUAUAUGUUAACUUCCUUCUAUACAUAUUACCGAAUGAACACAUUUUAUGGAUAGCCAUAAAAGCUAAUAAAGGAGAAAAUCUCGAACUAUAUAAUAGUUAAGGAUUAGUAAGGUAGUAUCUAAAUCACAAAACAACCCAAUGCAUAUUUUUGUUUAAAUUUCAUCUCAAUAUGAUUGUCAUUCCAAACACCAGCACAUGUAGUUUUGUCCUUUCCUCAUUCUGCUGUUCUUCCUAUACAUUUUUUUGACUGAGUUUUAGGAAAAACAGAAUUAUUUUCUUAAGACUUGAAAAACAAUAGUCUGUAUGUGGAAGGGCAGGUAUUCACAUGGACUUCAAAUAUAUAAAUAGAUAAAGAAGUUGACUUUUAUUAACCACCUGUCUUCCUGACACUGUGCUAAGGGCAUGCUGUUAAGCUUCAAAAUGACCAGACGAGGAAGAUAAACUAUCCUGGAUUUCCAGUUCAGAUAACUGAGAUAUACACUGGCAAGUGGAAGAAAUUAAAGUCACAGCCUCAAUAUUAGCAAAGAAGAUUGUAAGAGUGAUAACUACAAGAAUGACAUAAAGGAAACAGUUCCACCAGGACUUGAUUCAGCAGAGAAAGAAGAUAGAAAAUGGUACCAGAACUGAGAGAGUUACAUACUUGUACAUAAAGUUGCAUGGCGCUGUGGGGAGAUGAAGGGGUCCCUGGGUCUGGCUGUGAUCAGCUCUAAACAGAGGAUUCACGUAGUUGGCCCGAUUCUUCCACAGGUAAGCCCAUAAAGAGUAUGUUCUUUCUUGAAUUCUAGUAAAAAGAAAAUGAUCCUGAAAAGAACCUAUCUUGUUUCUUAUAAAUGGUAAAUAUGUAAUAUCAAAGCUGGAAAGGAACCAGAAGUUGUUAUCUGAAUAUCCAUGCCCCUCUUCUAUAGCAGUCUUUGUCUUCAUGGUUAUCCACUGGCUAAAAAUACAGCAGAAAAGCUGUAAUAGUCUCCACUCUUCUGCUAUCUGGACUGGCCUCAGUAAGAUCUGUAAUUCCUCUGAGCAUGAAAUAAAACUAAUUUGGGGGGUAUUUUUCCCCAAAUAGUCAUUUAACUUUUAUUUUCCAGGUACUAUUCAAAUGCUACACAUGUUUCCUCUCGUUUCCUCUCAUUUAAUCCUCAUUGAAUUCUUAUGAGGUCUGUACAGAUGAGGAAACGGAGGCUUGGAGAAAUUAGUUUUCCAAAUCACAACUAGUGAGUGGAACAGCCUGGAUUCAAGCCCACUAAAUUGGCUGGUCUGUUGCAACAAAACACAAAACUGUCUGGGAAAACAGGAAGUUUCCAAACUGGCAGGAAUAAAUGUGAUGUUGAAUGUGAAUCAAAAACCUCUCGUUGAACUCAAAGGCACAGGGGAAUUGUUCCAUCAGCUGCCAGGUGCACUCAAUGAACUGGUCAAUAACUGGAGAGAUUUCUUUUGGAUCACCAUCUAGAUUGCCAUACCUAGGAAGCAAAAGAUUGUCAGCUGAUCUGACCUGAUAAAGGAUGCCUAGCAGUAGAGAGAUCCCUUCCAGGCUCUGCUGUCAGCAUCUGUCUAGCAUGAAGUCAGGAUUCACUGAAGUUCUUUCUACCAAACCAUGGUUCAGCAGGCAGGAGCCAGAAUGUCAGCUCUGUGAGGGAAGAGACUUGAUCUGGCUUAUUCGACAUGCAUCCUCAGCACCUUGAGGAGUGCCUGCCAGUAAAAAGUUCCAGCGAGCUGGUGGGAUGGCUUGGCAUCCACCCUCUGAAGCUCAGCCCAAGAAUAAAUGAUCCUUUUCACCUUCUCUUCCUACGAGGCAUGGAAAUGAGAGCAAGUUUAAAAAUAAAGACACCAGACUUCCCAGCUGACCUGGAGAUGCCUGUGCCAAAAGCCAGAGAGGAACGGAUGCCUCCCUGAACAAGGCCCUAAAAUGUACUGCAAGCAAGAAUGUUCCAAUGCUUCUGUCUUCAUUUAGCUCACCCAGCAAGGGGCAAGGGGCCGCAUCUCCUGCCAGUUGCCGAGUGGCGAUCAGUGAGGAUGCAGAUGCUCCAUUUGAUCCUGUGGUAUUGGCCUUUCUUGUCUCUUAAGAUCCGAAGUUGAAAUGCACCUUGGCCUUCCCUUAAUUAACAGCCUGACACUCGCCUGAGUUCUGCUGAUGUCUGAUUUGCCCCUUUUGAAUUUUGGACUCAGAAAACCAAGACCAAUGAAAUGGUCCUCAAAGAACUGGCAAAAUGAUCAUUUCCCUUCACCAGAGGAUUUCAUCAUGGUCUAUAAACAGAAAUGUGUGAGUAGCCUGUUUUGGGGUUGCUCUUUUACUUAGAGCCCACACGGUGACACAGAAUAAAAUUCUGAGCUCUGCAAUGAAUUGUAUCCAGCAUAUUGAUGUUAGUGGUGUUCUCUCCCGACCCAUUCCAAACGACGUGAGCCCUCUCCAUAGGGAACUUCCCAGUAACUGGAGAGAUUUGUAUGUUUGCUCCUCCACAAGACACCAACUGGAUUUUAUAGAUGAUUCUUUAAAACAAUUCCAGCUUUGUUCAUGAUGCUAUUCUCUAGAAUCUCUGUACAAUUAAUUAUACCAUGAAGGCUUUUGUAUAGUUGUUUCCUUGUAAACAAUUUGAUGCUAAUGUGAAAUGGUAAGGUACAAUCAAUAAAUUCUAUUCGCCUAUA
Manis pentadactyla (Chinese pangolin) is the source of this 5083-nucleotide messenger RNA. RefSeq names its product VPS37A subunit of ESCRT-I (gene VPS37A). The record is from RefSeq and is a predicted model, not a curated record. Gene Ontology annotation, biological process: protein targeting to vacuole; protein targeting to membrane; ubiquitin-dependent protein catabolic process via the multivesicular body sorting pathway. Bases 301 to 1494 code for a protein of 397 amino acids. The transcript has 20 exons. Lineage: Eukaryota; Metazoa; Chordata; Mammalia; Pholidota; Manidae. Gene Ontology annotation, cellular component: ESCRT I complex.